This is a messenger RNA of Pecten maximus, 2867 nucleotides long. RefSeq names its product leucine-rich repeat-containing protein 57-like. The record is from RefSeq and is a predicted model, not a curated record. NCBI's taxonomy places the organism in Eukaryota, Metazoa, Mollusca, Bivalvia, Pectinida, Pectinidae. The coding region runs from base 60 to 776 and encodes 238 amino acids. Gene Ontology annotation, molecular function: protein binding. The transcript has 5 exons.
CUUCCUGACUGUCAAGCGUGUUUUCCACCAAGAUAAUAACAAUAAAAAAAGAUGUCAAAAUGGGGAAUUCUAAUAUAAAACAGCAUAUUGAAACAGCACAGAAAACUGGAGCUUGUCAGCUGUGUAAACUCGGACUGAAAGAGUUUCCAGAAGAUUUACAAAGGCUGACCAAAAACCUGAGAACUCUUGACUUGUCUGAAAAUAAAAUACCAUUGAUACCCCCAGUUAUUGGAUCUUUCUCUGUGUUAAAAAAUGUUAACCUCAGCAAAAAUAGACUAGAAUCAUUACCAACAGAAUUUGGAAAUUUGAAAAAGCUGGAAUCCUUGUCUUUAGAAAAUAAUUGCCUGACUUCAUUACCAGAAUCGCUAUCAAAACUUUCUUGUUUACGUACACUAAAUUUAUCAGACAAUAGACUGAAAUUAUUUCCUAAGCAAGUGUGUGCACUGAGGCAGUUGGAUGCUUUAGAUCUAUCUAAGAACAAAAUCACAAUUUUGCCAGAAGACUUGGAACAGUGUCAAGCUAUAGAGCUAAAUCUAAACCAGAACCAGAUUUCUGGUCUUCCUGAAAGCUUGACGUCAUGUCCACGAUUGAAAGUAUUAAGAGUUGAAGAAAAUUGCCUGGGGAUCUCUGCCUUUUCUCCGCGAAUAAUGAAGGAGUCUAACAUUGCUCUGUUAGCUGUAGAAGGCAAUGUUUUUGAUAUGAAGGCCUUUAACAAUCUGGAUGGAUACGAUGAGUAUAUGGAACGAUACACAGCGACUAAGAAAAAGUUCAACUAAAAAAUAAUGGGCAUUUGGAUGAAGAUGGAUUCAACAUAUUUGUAUAUAUGCAUGAAAGUCACUCAGGAUACUGUAAACACACAUAUUUUAGUGAAUCGAAAUUUUAUUUCAUCAUGAAAUUUGAACAGAUUUCUGUUUUGAUAAUUGGCUCAUCUUCCAUAUAUAUAAUUAACAAAAUGUAAUAACACUAUUAAUACAGGAAUUCUAUUAGAGUGAAAUGCUUGAACUUCAAAAACAGUAAAAUAAGAUUACUGCUAAAAUAUGUAUGUUUUACAGUUAAGAGUAAAUGAUAUUGUAGAUAUUUAAAAGAACCCUGAUGUAUUUACUCAGUAUAAGGAAUUAGAUGGAUUUAGUGGUAAAUGACCUAUAUACAGGUCUGAUUCACAAAGACUUGCUUAAGUUCUCAACCCAUGCUCCAUAUAAUCGAUGUGAUCUGAUCAAAGGUUGUGUGAAAAACCUGUUACAUAUAUAAUGAUUUGGUUACAUUAAAUAUGUAUAAUUUUGUUUUGGCAUACAUUUAAUUAAUUCAUUGAAGAUAUGCUCAAUCAGAUAUCUAGAUAUUUAAAAUGGUUUCAUAAUCUCAAGGAAACUGUUUAUUUCUAUGUAUGAAGUAACAUGCUUACCUGUUGUAAGAUUAUGUAUAUUUCUCAGUUUUAUGAUACCUGGAAUUACACGUGCAAAACUAUAAAAUACAAUUAAAAAACACUUGUACCAUAGUUGGAACACUCUCCACUUCUGGAACUUUAUUUUUGGAAUUCUUCCUAGGGACUAUAAUGCUCUAGAACACCACACAAACAAACAAAUGAAAUAUGUUCACUAGGUAGAAGAUAGCUUGGUGUGACACUAGACUUCAUUAAAUUGACAUUUUGGUCAGUAGAAAAGUAUUUGAUUUAUUCUCAAAACAAUGAACAUCUUGUAUUGCUUCAUGGGAAAAUUGAAUGUUUCGUGACAACAAGAGUUUCAUUUGAUAUGGUCCUCUCAGGAGGUGUCUGACUCCUGUGAAUAUGUGUGUAUUUAAAAUUUGAUCACAUUUUUGAAAAAAUAUUUUUACACUUCAAAUAAUGUUUGCAUUAAAUAAGAAUUGCAAAGCAUCAAAUAAUGUUUGCAUUAAAUAAGAAUUGCAAAGAUGAAUGUGUAUAAAAAAUGUAACUAAACAAGAUAUGGUACAGUAUUGAGACAGAAAUAGGGUUUACAUGUGUUUAAUGUGUGGCAAGGUGUUUAUGUCCCUAUCAUUCCUAGUAAAAAACCAUCAGGCCAGAACAUAUAUUUUAUGAAUGAUUAUUGUAACCUCUCAUCGUUGAUUGAAUUGUUAUCCUUUCCUUUAUUUGUUGAAAUGUUGUGUUACCAUGGGAACUCUGUCGGUGCAAUAUAUGUGUUCCAUGUAUGUUAUAUAUAAUUACUGUUAAAUGUUUAUGUGUGUAAUUUCAUGAUUUAAGCAUAUUUGUGCUGAACAAGUGAAAUAACUCCAUUCUUAUUUUUUUUACGUUUAUAAUUAUGUUUAAAAACAGAAAAUUUGGCAGAGUAAUUUACUUGGUAAUUAAGAUCAUAUUUUUUGUUAGAUUUGAAAUUUGUGCAUGGAUUACUGCUUUCUGGGAAACUGGAAUGGCAAAUGAUCGUAUCAGGACGUUUUAUAUAACCACUUGUGUGAUUUGUUAUUGCUCACUGUGAUGAUUGAAGUGGAUAUUAUAGAACUUAUCCUUUAGUAUCAAGUGAACUAAGAUUUGAUAUGCUGAUUGUGCAGUAACCUGGUAUUUUACUAAAAUCCUGAUAUUUGAUUUGACGUCUCCCAGCAAUGAUACAAUGCAUUCAAAAGAAGCAAAGGGAUACUCAUGGAAGACAAAAGAUAGAAACAAUAGUAGAUAUUAACAGAAGAAUGUAUCAUGCUGAACAAAUUAAGGACAAUUUAUUUUGACAGUGGUAACAGCGAUCAUCCUCAUGUUUAUUGUAGUGAAUUCAGAUGCUAGUUGAACCUUAUCUGGGUGGAGAUAUUUUCCUUAUAGUAUCCAUAUUGCCUUGAUUAUUAAUCAUGUAUUCAUUGUGUCAUUGAUAUAACCUAAUAUGUAUAAGAUAUUCAAAUAGAGACGAAUCAAC